UUUGCUUAAUCAUUAGUAAAAAUAAAACUUUAAUUUUAAAAAUUUAUUUCAUCAUGUUGAUGGGCUUCAAGCCUUCAACUCUUCAAGUAAAACCAGCUGGAAUCAUCAUAGAAAUAGCAGAAAUAGUUUAUUUCUAUGUAUAAUGUCACAUAAAGGUUUCUCAUUUACCGAGCUCGUUUAUUUAAAAAUAUAUAUUUAUUAUAAAUUCAGACACAAAAAUCUUCUUCACCUCUGUGCCCUCGAAGGAGGUAACCAGCAUCAAUAUGCAACUCGCGCAAGCGCCAGUUAAAUAAUAUUUUUGGACAACGAGGUGUCAAAAUUAUCUCCAAAAAAAAAAACAACAUCAUUAACUAGUUAAUGGAAGUUGAAACAAUAAUACAUAAUAAUACAUAAAAUGUUGAGCCUUCAAGACACAGUUGAAAAUAAUUCAGGAUCACUAUCAGUAUCAAAAGCUGAAGAUAAUUUAUCAAGCAGUGAUGAUCAGAUUUUAAAUCAAAUUCCAGGGAGGAGUAACGUCGCUAGUAACAGCAUAGAACAAAUAUCAUAUGCACAAUCAACAAAAUCUUCAUCCAAAGAUUUAAGUAUUAUUUCUCAUAUGCAAUCUUUGACUUCUUAUGAUCAUGAUAAAAAAAGAUAUUGUCUAUGGACACUGACAUUAAUUCUUGCUAUUCUUGGAAUUUUAAAUAUGCUCAUGAGUAUUGUUAUCAUGCACGUUUUACGAGUAUCCAAAGGCAUGGAAUCACUUGAAAUAAUAUCUGAUAAAAAUCUCAUGAAAUUUUAUGGUCGAACUGACCUAGAUAAUAUUUAUCUUGAGAAAGGUAUUGUUGAGGGCUAUGGAAAUAUUCCAAUGACUUUAAAUGGUGAUAAUUCUGGUAUUAAAAUAAGAGUUAAAAAUAUACGUCAUAAAAAUCCAAAAGCUGAAAUUGAAAUUUCAAAAAAUGGCACAAAAAUAACACGUGUUGAAUCAUUUAAUGUUAAAGAUAAAAAUGGUAAUUUAAUAUUUUCAACAAAUUUUCCAAAUUUUGAAUUACCAAAAGGUGUUAAAAAUAUUAAUGUUAAAAUUGCACAAACACAUAGAAUUGUAUCACCACUUAAUAAAUCAUUGAGACUUGAAUCAAAUCGUCAAGUUGAAUUACACGGUGCUGAGAGUUUAAGUAUGGAAGGUAAAGAAGUUAUUUGGAUGGCUGAUAAUGAUAUCAGACUUAAAAGUAAUAGUAGUAUUGUUAUUGAUGGUAAAAAUGGUAUUUUUAUUGAUACUAAAAAAAUACCAAUUGCAUCAACACAAUAUCCUCAAAAUGACAAAUUAACAGGACAAUAUAAAAUUUGUGUUUGUAUGCCACAAGGAAAAUUAUAUAAAAUUCCAGUAUCAAUUAAAAAUACAAGAAUUAAUUGUGAUAAUAUUAGAACACCCGAUAAUGAUCCUUGUUUGGAUUGAUAUUUUUUAUAUUUAACACGAACGUUUUUUAUACCGACAUGACAAUAUAAUCACUGACUUCCAAAAUGUUAAAAGGACAUGUUAUGAAAAAUCCAAUUAUCAAGUACUAACGGCGGCCUAUUAAUGCAAUAAAUAAUGUAACGAUAAUUCUAAA
Aphidius gifuensis is the source of this 1589-nucleotide messenger RNA. RefSeq lists its product as uncharacterized. The record is from RefSeq and is a predicted model, not a curated record. The transcript has 3 exons. Gene Ontology annotation, biological process: muscle organ development. Lineage: Eukaryota; Metazoa; Arthropoda; Insecta; Hymenoptera; Braconidae. Gene Ontology annotation, cellular component: sarcoglycan complex; sarcolemma. Bases 395 to 1435 code for a protein of 346 amino acids.